AUGGGUCGUGUCAUCCGCAACCAACGUAAGGGUCGCGGCUCUAUCUUCACGGCCAACACCCGCCUGAACAAGGCCCCCGCCCAGUUCCGCACGCUCGACUACUCUGAGCGCAAUGGAUACAUCAGGGGUGUAGUCAAGGAGAUCGUCCACGACAGCGGUCGUGGCGCUCCUCUGGCCCGCGUUACCUUCCGCAACCCCUACAGGUUCAAGCACAACACCGAGACGUUCAUUGCCAACGAGGGCAUGUACACUGGCCAGUUCAUCUACGCCGGAAAGCACGCCGCUCUCACCAUUGGCAACAUCCUGCCCCUCCACUCCGUCCCCGAGGGUACCGUCUUGACCAACGUCGAGGACAAGAACGGUGACCGUGGUGCGCUCGGCCGUACCUCCGGUAACUACGUAACCGUCAUUGGCCACAACCCCGAUGAGGGCAAGACCCGUGUCAAGCUCCCCUCCGGUGCCAAGAAGGUUCUUCCCAGCUCCUGCCGUGGUAUGGUCGGUAUCGUUGCCGGUGGUGGACGUACAGACAAGCCCCUCCUGAAGGCCUCGCGUGCCAAGCACAAGUUCGCUGCCAAGCGCAACAGCUGGCCCAGGACUCGUGGUGUUGCCAUGAACCCCGUCGAUCACCCCCACGGUGGUGGUAACCACCAGCAUAUCGGUAAAGCCUCGACCAUCUCGCGCUACGCCGUCGCCGGUCAGAAGGCUGGUCUCAUCGCCGCCAGGAGGACGGGUCUGCUCCGCGGUACCCAGAAGACCAAGGAUUAA
This is a messenger RNA of Ascochyta rabiei, 765 nucleotides long. Its product is annotated as 60S ribosomal protein L2. Gene Ontology annotation, molecular function: structural constituent of ribosome; RNA binding. Gene Ontology annotation, cellular component: ribosome; cytosolic large ribosomal subunit. The record is from RefSeq and is a predicted model, not a curated record. Bases 1 to 765 code for a protein of 254 amino acids. NCBI's taxonomy places the organism in Eukaryota, Fungi, Ascomycota, Dothideomycetes, Pleosporales, Didymellaceae. Gene Ontology annotation, biological process: cytoplasmic translation. The transcript is spliced from 5 exons.